Sclerotinia trifoliorum is the source of this 1196-nucleotide messenger RNA. The record is from the annotation of a GenBank genome assembly. Lineage: Eukaryota; Fungi; Ascomycota; Leotiomycetes; Helotiales; Sclerotiniaceae.
UGAUCUUCCAUGAUACUUAGAGGACAAGACAGCAAACACCAAGCACAAAGCUAAUACACCAAGAGGGUUGAAAAUGCCUCUGACUAUCAAAGCAAGUGUUAAGGAAAACAUAAUCCAUACAAAGCCACUGAACCAAGAUGAUUUCGCAAUAUUUGGCACUGUAAUUCAAAACCCCGCACCAGAGGUAAUCCCAUCAUCAACAAUCAAGGCCUUACCAACAAACUCGGUACAAGCGAACCAAGGUACCGCACUGAAGUACUUGGAUGUCACGCAUAUGAAAGAUUACUACGGGAGUGCUCCUAGUCAACGGGUCGCGAAUGCAGUCAUGAACAUGUUUGUAUGCUCAUCUCGUUCGCUUCUCCCGUCUCACGAUAGCAAUAUCAAGGGUUUAUUUCCCGUCACCAUACUGGAAAGACAUCCUUUCACGACUCAAACAUUCAUACCUCUCGGGAUAUCACCCUCGGAGCAAGAUGAUGUAUGUUACUUGGUUGUCGUAGCACCGAGUUUAACGCCGUCAUUGAUUGAUGAAAAAUUACCCGUCCCCGUUCUCUCUCCUCAGUCGAAUACGAGCGAUGGUAAUGGCGAAAAACUUCCUGGUCGCGGUUUGCCGGACCUGAAUAGAAUUCAGGCCUUCCUAGCGAAUGGUUCACAGGCGGUCACUUAUGGAGCGGGGACCUGGCAUGCUCCGAUGGUAGUCGUGGGGAAGAAGCCCAUUGAUUUCGUCGUGGUGCAAUUUGCCAACGGGGUAGGGAUUGAGGACUGUCAAGAGGUAGAGCUGGAGAAGACAGAUAAGGAUAAUUGCGUGGCCGUCCCACACUUGUCAAGGAAUGCUACCUGGAAAUUAUGAUGGCUUUCGGAUCAAGAUCUUGAUUUAGAAGCGACUGGUAUUACAGAAUGAUAUUCUUGUUUUGCGAAUAUUACGAAUUACAUGCUUAGAAAGUAUCUUUGCCUCACAUUCUUAUCAUCACUCCCCUUGUUUGCAGUCCCGUGGUGGUAAAGACGUUGAUGCACAUCAUCUCCACUACCAUGGUAACUAUUAAUCGUUAUAGCUUUGGAUUCAGGAUAGAGUAGCACCACCGUCGAUGAAUUUGUAUGUAUCUUUGGUACUUAGUGUAGGUCGGCGACCUAGGCUGUCGGCCACGGUAUGUACCUAUAGAGGUCCCCGAUACCUCAACGAUAGAAAACUACAAAACCUC